UCUCGCACAAACUUUGCAAACAUACGACGACGAAGAAGAAGAGCAAGCGGUGGGAAAUUUGACACACGGAAAAACUUUCCAACAUUUUAAGACAAGCAGGAUUUUAUGUUUUUAUUCGGAAGAUAACACGAAAUGGACAGAUAUGUGUUGGUUUCAUCCUUCUGUCAGGCGGACAGCAACGAAACGGAGGAGUGCAGAUGUCUGAACCCACUCAAGCAGAUUUAUGAUCAAAUAGUGGAUUUUUCAUCUCCAGAAUUAGUCAGAGGAAAUUCCGUGCUCCCAGCGUGUUCUCUCAGCGGAAGCCCUUCAGUUCAACGAUGGCACUUUGCUGCUCAGGCUUGCCAUGGACUAAUGCAGUUCUGCAGCUCAGACUGGGAGGAGGUGUCUGCUGUCCACCAGAGCGCCAGCAGUGAAGAGGAGAAGCCAACUGCUUUGGAGCUGUGUGUUGGUUCCCUGAAUCUUCAAGAGGGAUCGCUUCCAAAGUCUGCUGACGAAGCAACGCUCACAGAGUUGCUGGAAGAGGCUGCGGAAGGCGUGCACGCGCUGUCAGACAGACUUCCACCUCCGGGUAAAGCAUUGCUCGAUGUGCUGGUGUUGGGCUCUGCUGAGCAGUGUCCCGCGUUGAAAGACGCGCUACCGCUGCUGGGAGCCUUCAGACACUUGAGCUGCUGGCACUCUGCCAAGAUCUCAGUCCUCACCGAGCAUUUCCCUGGGUGGGAAAAAACUGCGUCGUACCUGAGUGCUGAUGUAGUGGAUUUUAGCGAGUUAAGCAGCUGUAUCAGCGCCAGUGAACUGUGGAGAGGGGGCUUGCUGGUCAGAGAGAAGAAGAAUGUGUCGGAGCUUCGUUUUCGGGGCUUUUCUCUGCACUCUCCAGUAUAUAAAUCCAAUCUCACGGACGUCCCGAGCGCCUCCGUCGACCACAAACUGCACCCCGAGGUUUUUCAGUACUACGCGCCGGUUUUAGACCUGCUUCAUGUGGUUAAUGUCUCAGACGUGCCUGACUUCCUCAGGUCCAGCACACACUUUGAACUACUCCUGUCUGGGAAGUCAGUCAAAUCGAAGCUUCUUUUGGAUCAGCUCAAGUCACUGCGCGGAAAGGUAGCGGCUUUGUUCAGCCUUUCCUGCGUGGUCACCGCCACCGCGCAGCCGUCAGCGAGCCAAAUCAGCUCCCAGCGUUGGAGAGAGUCUUUGGCCAGGAGACCCAAGUUUUUACCCUUACCCGAUGUUGAGGUCAAGGGAGAGAGUGCGCACUACUUCCUGUUGGUCCAGGGCUCAGACAAGACUGACAACGGCGGCUGCACAGUCAGGCUGUUGCACUCUGACAGUCAAAUUAAUGGAGCGGCCGCCAUGGCAACGGUCUCAGGGCUGCCAGGACAGAAUCCGCUGUCAUCGUCAGGCACCAGAAGCAACAUCCUCUCUCUGCCUUUUCUCCAAGAAGACGAUCUGCUGAAGAGAGAGCAGAAAGUGACCCAGAUCCAGACCUUGGUGCUUAAAGAAUACUUCAGACAGAGAGAAAAAUCCUCUUUAAUACCAUCCAAUGACUUGAAGGCCAUUCUGAGCAUGGCCAGGGAGCAAUACUUGAAGAUGAUUGACUCGAAGCUUCCCUGGGCCUCUUCUCUGACUGCAUACGGCAUGGCCACCAAGGACCCAGCAUCCGAAAGAAUGUCCCACGCACAACUUACUUGGCCAGAGAAGAGUGUUCUCCGUAACAUUGAGAACCUGCAGAAAAGACGACAGAGGAGAAGACUUGGCCUGUUAGGUCCUGGCUCCGGCGAUGGUCUGCUGGGUCCUAAAGACUGUCAGAAGGGUUCCACGACUUUACUGGACGCCAAAGAACUUUUAAAACACUUCACACUAGAUGGCAGGCCGACCAGUGAGCUGCAACCUCUGGCCCUCAAUAGAGGUCAUAAUGUGUUCCAGUUGUCACCAGAUUUGUCCCCCAGGAGAAUCAGUGAGAUGUCCUUCAAAAAGGCCACAACCUCCCAUUACCACGGCAUAGAAUUCUGCCUGGACAAUCGACGUUCCUUGGACCGAGACCAGGAUUUUGUGCGGCUCCAGUCCCGUCUCGUUCGCUACGAGACCCAAACCACCUGCUCCAGGGAACCCUCCGUCCUCCCGUUUGCGACCAGCCCCGCCCCCUCUCCCGCCGUGAUGUCGGAACCAGGAAGCGUACCCGACGGGGAGACUCUGCAGAGCGCCGAUGUAGCCCGACUCAAACGGAGGGCCUGGGACACGGACGCUGUCGGAGAUUAUCCUCGCAAGAGGAUGGCCAAGUCAGAGAGCAGCGACUCCGUCUGUUCUCAGAAAAGCGUCAGUCGCGGGACACACCUUGCCGUCAAGUCGCUACGGCAACAGCCCAGCAGAUCCCAGUCGGGUUCCUCUUCCACUUCCUCUUCCUCUGUUACCACAAGGACGGCAUCUGGUUUGCUGAAUCAGUCUUUGACCAGCAAAAAUGUCAAGGAGUCGCGUUCGCAGAAACACAAUAGAAUGCUGCAGGCGGUGGUCUGUAAAACACUCAAACAGCACGGGAUCAGUGCCGAGCAUACGUGCUUUGAGGCUUGCAGCAAGAGACUAUUUGAUAUCUCCAAAUUCUUUCUCAAGGAUCUGAAGACAUCUCGCGGUCUGCACGACGAGAUGAAGAAGGCAGCCGGCAGCAACGCCAAACAGGUUAUUGACUGGGUACUGGAGAAGACCGCAAAGACCUGAAGAUGACUCUGACAAAAACAUAUUGAGUCCCACUUUCAUUUUUCAGUUUUGGAAAUGAUUUUAUUGAGUCCAUUUUCAGUUGCAUUUUAAAAAGUCAUCGUUUUUUUUUUUUUUUUUUACACUACGAAUGCACAUUAUUUCAUCUGUUUUACCUUUUACUAGUUUUAGGACAAUAAAUUAAAAAAAAAAAAAUUCUAUUUCCUGUUUUCUGAUUUCCUGCAUGUAAACGCUCAAUCGCAUCGUUAUAGAAAAGUAAUGACUCAACAACUGUGACUUUUAAUACACGUACACAUUAAUAAUUUCAUCUCCAAAAGGAAUUUCAAAAGCAAUUUCAUUUCCAGUGUAUAUAUAAAAAAAAAAAAGAAAAAACCCUGUGCUAGUCAAUCACUUCAUCUCUUUUCAUCUCAAUUUCCAUGAAGCGCCAGGCGACGACAGCGUUCCUCUGCCAACAGCUUCUUUUUCCUUCCCGUGACUUUUGUCAGAUUCCUUAAACGGGUGAGUAAUUUUACUUUUAUUUCACAGUGGCAAUUGGGAAUACGCCUUUCAGACUUGACUUUGAUUCCAACCAAAAAAAAAAAAAAACAAAACAUUUUGAAAUUAGAACAACUUUGAAGUUGAGCCGAGUGUUCAGCUUUUGUUAUUCCACUCGAGAUUUUUUUGCCCCCAUUGUUUACCUUUCAAAAUGACACUUUUUGAAAGCAGGACUGUAUACUCGAGUUAUCCAAACACAUACUUGAAUGUACACAAGAGAAAGGGAAAAAGAUCCCUCGUUGAUCCGCUGAUUUGAUCUUGAAAAUGUUUACUUGUCUUCUUUUUGGAAAAAUGACGCUUGCUCCAAAUCUCCGAGGUCCCUCGCAUGCAGUCAGUGGACUCAAGGCCGAGAAUUGCAGUCAACAUUUUCGUGUCCUCGGCCAAAAUGAGAUCGUAUUAAGGUCCCACUGUAAGAUGUCAUUCGUGAUCACUUACGGGUUACGUGCUGUGCUUCAUUAUAAAAGCGAAGGCAAACCCCCCGGGCCGACAGACUUAAGGAUACCACAGUACUGUAAUGCAGUCCAAAAACAACAACCAUUUCUAAUGCAAAGUGAGCAAUGCGUCUUGUUUUAUUAACGGACAGCAAAUAGUUGGAGCCGCGAUAACAGAACUUCGUCAGUGGGCUUGAGACCCAUGUGGAGUGUCUACAUUGACUACAGAAAAUAAGAGGACCGGAUAUCACCGGUUCACCCUUUGUUAUUAUUGCUAUUGUGUACUAGUUAGCAUUACAUUGAGAUGCGUCGCCGGGCGAAGGUAGAGGUGGCGAAGGCUCAACCAGACGCAUAUGACGACAUGUGCGCCAGGUUGGAUACGAAAGAGGGAGGAAAGGCCAGACAGAGGGAUAGAGAUGGGAAGGAUGUGCAAAAAGUAAAGGUGAUUAUAGCGAUGGAAAUUUGCUGACUCAUGCCAGUCGUGUGCUAAGGAAAUGGAAAGACUAUUUUGAGAAGUUAAUGAAUGAAAAAAUGGGAGAGAAGGAAGACUAGAAGAGGCGAGCGUGAAUGACCGGGAAGUGGCAAAGGAGGAGAAGUUAGAAAGCCACUGAACAGAAUGAAAAAUGGAAAGACAGUUGGUCCUGAUGACGCACCGGUGGAGGUAUGGAAGCGAUUUGGACAGGUGGCUGCGGAGUUUUUGACAGACUUAUUCAACAGAUUACUAGCGGGAGAGAAGUUGCCAGAAGAAUGGAGGAAAAGUGUGUACGAGUUCCCAAAAGGCGAUCUUUCUAACUGUUCCUCCGCCUGCUCCCUGCUUUCACUGCACAUCACAAUAUCAUCUGCGAACAUCACGGCCCAAGGGGACCCCUGUCUUAACCCCGUCUGUCAGCCUAUCCAUUCCUACCGCAAAAAGGAAGGGGCUCAGCGCGGAUCCCUGAUGCUUCCCACCUCCACCUAAAAUUGACCUAGGUGACACCUCACCUCUAUUCUGCUGCCCUCAUACAUGUCCUGUACAAUUCCAACAUAUUUCUCCGCCACACCAGUCUUGAGCAUGCAGUACCACGGUUCCUCUGUAGGUACUCUGUCAUCGACUUUCUCUAGGUGUACAAAGACACAAUGUAACAAAAUAGUCCGAAAACACAGCUUUUUUCUUUAUGGCAUUGAUGUGAUUGAGUGUGGAAACGUAUAUUACGGCCGCCUCUAAUGGUUACAAUUUUUUUUUUUUUUUUUUUUUUACACUUGCUUUGUUUGUUCACAUGUUGCCUCCACGAGGCUUUUGGGAAGAACCUGCACCGUCCCCGCUUGUUAAUCGAAUGACAUUUCCCGUCUGACACAUAUUUGAACUCCUGCGCAGCUCAUCAAAAACCCCAGGUGUGCGCGCGCGCCGACCCGAGCCGAGCCGUCCGCUUCAAACUCGCCAUCGGUAACGUCUGAUGUGCGGCGGCUUGUCUCGCCCGUGGAUUCGCGCGCUUCGCCCGCAAUGCAUCGCGGGCUCUUGCAUUCAUUACUUUUUCAUCACGGACCAUCAGAUGGUAAAGAACACACGAUGUAGACAAAAGCGAAGGGUUCAGGGGUGCCGCUGGGAAUCGGCAGUGGCGGCUUGUAAAGUUAUUACACACACAAUGUACGUCUUUUCUUAUGAUUUUUCCAGAAAGUGGAAGUACAAAUACAGGAAGCGUCAAAGUUCCUCUGCACACGGAGAAGGCCAGGUUUCGUGCAACGAAUGGAAAGAGGUGAGCGAAAUCAUCAUUUUGCAGUUGCGUUUGCGCGUGUCCGAGAGGUCCGCCACUUCAAACGUGCCCCCUGUCGGGUCUUUUGACCCGAUAAGAUGACGUUAUUCUUAUUAUUUCAUGUACACAGAUGCAGACAAUUGCUCCAUUUAACACUUUGAAAACUGUUAAUUAGUAUGCUAUAAAAACACACGUCAUGGCCUUUCGAAUUAAUUGAAGUUUGACAUCCAGCCAAAAACAUAUCAUGCAUAUCAUUUUUUUGCAAGGAAAGGGGAAAAAAAAAAAAAAGGCCGUCAAAAUAAGUCAAAUGCAUUUUAGCCCUCAAAUGUGUUACUAAUGAGAAUGUGAAAUUAUGUUGCGGAACGCAGAUACUCAAGACAUCUUUUACAUCGUGGAUUUUUUUUUUUUUUUUUAACUUUUACUGAACUGCAUACGAUAUUUUCAGUAAAUAAGAUCGAGAGCCAUCAAUGUUCAUUCAUCCAUUUAGCCGCUUAUCCUCACAAGGGUUGCAGGGAAUGAGCGCUGGAGCCUAACCCGGCUGUAAUCGGGCCGCAGGCGGGGUUACACCCUGAACUGGUCGCCAGCCAAUCGCAGGGCACAUAGAGACAAACACACGGAGUGCCCGGAGAAAACCCACGCAGGCAGGCAGGCACAGGGAGAACAUGCAAACUCCGCACAGGCGGGGCCGGGAUCUCCGAACUGUGAGGCCAACACUUUACCAAGUGAUCCACCCGUGCCGCCGUAUUCAUUCUUGUUCGCGUUAAAGAGUUUUUCCCCUUUUGUUUUCUUUGGCCGUUUGUAGAAAUGAAGGCAGAGGAUCAGGAGGCGCAUUCAAGCAAGUGUUGGAAUUGAAAUGUGAACCCGGCGGACUGAGAGCCCUCGUACGCAAUUAUCUAUAGUUUGAAUAAUCAAUGCAAAGUGGAGGUUGGCUCGGGCCCGUCAGCCUCUCGUCUUGACGAACACCUUUCCAAUUUCCAAUCUCGCCUGCCGGGUCCCUCUCGCCGUAUUAAGCCCGUUUAGCGGCUUCCCUGGCGUGCGUGCAGACAAGCAAACAGACCACACGCGCGCCGAAUACAAAUUCGGAGCCGCCCGAGGAACUUCCCUU
Messenger RNA from Syngnathoides biaculeatus (alligator pipefish), 6503 nucleotides. RefSeq names its product MDM2 binding protein (gene mtbp). Bases 133 to 2706 code for a protein of 857 amino acids. The record is from RefSeq and is a predicted model, not a curated record. Gene Ontology annotation, biological process: regulation of protein ubiquitination; traversing start control point of mitotic cell cycle; protein localization to kinetochore. The transcript has 23 exons. Gene Ontology annotation, cellular component: kinetochore. NCBI's taxonomy places the organism in Eukaryota, Metazoa, Chordata, Actinopteri, Syngnathiformes, Syngnathidae.